Bombus impatiens (common eastern bumble bee) is the source of this 2625-nucleotide messenger RNA. Its product is annotated as ATPase family AAA domain-containing protein 2-like. The record is from RefSeq and is a predicted model, not a curated record. Gene Ontology annotation, molecular function: chromatin binding; ATP hydrolysis activity; ATP binding. The transcript is spliced from 11 exons. Gene Ontology annotation, cellular component: nucleus. Gene Ontology annotation, biological process: positive regulation of transcription by RNA polymerase II. NCBI's taxonomy places the organism in Eukaryota, Metazoa, Arthropoda, Insecta, Hymenoptera, Apidae. The coding region runs from base 385 to 2340 and encodes 651 amino acids.
UAGAGCCUUAACUUGAAACAAAAUACAGUUUAUCGUAUCGAAAAAACUCAUAAUAAUAAUAUCUUAUAUAUUACUUAGAACUACACGAACAUUGCUUCAAAGCGUAACACGAUUCGCAUGUUUCGUUGGAAUCGUAUCGACGAAACGUCAAAAAUAAUGAAAUUACAUUGUGAAACCACUUGAAUCAAUCGUUAAACGCCGCAGAAAAAUUCCAGUAAAAUAUCCAGCAAUACACGAUGCGCGUGUACGAUCAACGAUGCUAGUAGUCGAAGAGUAUUUCAUCGGGCGAUGAUUUAAGGAACGAUUAUAUACAAAAUAAUUGAAUGAAAAUAUGUUCGUCGGGUGUGCGAAAUAAAAGAUUCGAGGUCAAUUUGAUCGUGAAAGAUGUCUUGCGCGAAGGAUUUCUCUUGCAUCGGAGGUCUGGAGAAGCAGAUUCGUGUUGUAAAGGAAACGGUUCUAUUUCCGCUCAUGUACGGUGACAUUUACGCGAAGUUCAACCUGAAACCACCGAGGGGUUUGCUUUUUUACGGGCCUCCCGGAACAGGAAAAACACUGGUCGCCAGCGCCUUAGCCGCAGAGUGUAGUAAUUCGGAACGAAAGGUUUCCUUUAUAUCUCGUAAGGGUUCCGAUUGCCUUAGCAAAUGGGUCGGCGAAAGCGAGAAAAAGCUCCAGAAGAUUUUUUCACUGGCUCAACAAUCGAAGCCUUGCAUAAUCUUCUUUGACGAAGUUGACGGUUUAGCUCCAGUCAGAUCUAGCCGCCAAGACUUUGUGCACGCCAGCAUUGUUUCCACUCUCUUGGCCUUGAUGGACGGCUUAGAGAACAAUUCAGAGAUCAUAGUAAUUGGAGCAACGAACAGAAUCGAUGCCAUAGAUCCAGCUUUAAGAAGACCUGGCCGAUUCGACAGAGAGCUAUACUUCCCGUUGCCAUGUUAUACGUCGAGGAAAGAAAUACUCUCAGUUUAUAUAAAAAGUUGGAAGCAAAAACCACCGCAAAAAUUUUUAGCGUAUCUGGCAUCGAAAACGGUCGGAUUUUGUGGAAGUGACUUGCAAGCUCUUUGCGCCGAAGCGGUAAUGUGCUGUGUUCGGAGACUCUAUCCGGAAAUAUACACUUCCACUGCGAAGUAUCAGAUUAAUGAACGUCAUCUUAAAGUUGAGAAACAAGAUUUUCUAAGGGCACAACAGAACAUCUUGCCAGCAUCGCAUCGUGUUACAAUCGCACCCGUGAAAUCUUUGUCGUAUAAAAUCCAGCCAUUACUUCAAGAAAAUUUGUCAUGCAUUCUGUCACAACUCGAAACUCUUUGUCCAACGGGAAUGUUAAUUUGCAAUGAUAUCACUGGUAGAGCUGUAUCGAGGUCAAACAGCUGUCCGAGGAUUUUAUUGUGCGGUGAUGACUCUCACACUCGUCAUCUGGGACCAGCAUUACUCCAUACCUUGGAACAUUUACCUUGUCAUGUGUUAGACGUCACAACUUUGUUCGAGGAAACAGGAAGGGCUGCGGAGGAAGCUCUCAUUCAAAAAAUGAAAAUGGCUCGAAGAAGUUUACCAUCGUUGCUCUACAUUCCUGACAUCUUAGCCUGGUGGGAUCUAGUGGAUGAAGCGGCACGCGUCGUUUUUACUUCUUUGAUGCAUGGCUUAGAUCGAUCGGUGCAUAUCUUAAUCUUGAUUACGGCCAAUUGCUCACAAGCAGAUUUACCAGCAGAUAUUGUAUCUUUAUUCGAUGAACAUCAAAGCGAAAUAUUCGAAGUCAUGCCCCCCGGAAAACAACAGCGAGAAUCUUUUUUCAAGCAAUUAUUCGUUCACUCGACGUGUGACCUCGAAUCUAAUCGUUCUUCACAAGCGGAAUUCGAACAAGUUAUGAAUCCAAAAAAGAUAAAAGAAGCAGGUAGGAAGCGAAAGCAGGCAGGACGUGCUGAUUUCGCAGAAAAUCUUUCGACGCAAGAGAUGCCAUCCUCACGGAGAAGUAAACUCAGAGUCCGCAACAAAAUAUGCGCCGUGCGAUCAGCUCACGUGAUGACCGAUUCUAAAUCAAAAAUUAACAUUAAAAGAAAAAACAGCGCAUCAGGCGAAGGACCACCGUCAAAACGUACAAGAAAUUCUCCGUCCCAUCUAUCCGCUUCGAGCAACGAGAAACUGACCGAGUUUGAAAUAGAGGAACUGCUUCGAACGAUCGUCGGGGCGACGGAAACGUGGCCGUGCCACGAGCUCGAAAGUCUGUUCGCUUCCCUCGAAUUAACUCUAGAAAAGAACGAGGAAGAUUUAUGCUCUGCAAUUGAAUGCCUCGAACGGUUUAAAGAAUUCAGAAGGCUAAAAGUAUACGUGAAGAAGGAACAAGAAGAUUGAGUUAUCGUUUUUUAAUUUAUUGAACUAUAUCGCAUAUGUAUAAUAUCAUAGGUACAAGCAAUGUAUCCUUUCACUGACUGAUGUGUAACUUUCAGUCGUUCGCCACUGUAAACUGUACGUCUAACGACCAUCUGUUCAAACCUGGACAUAUGUCAUCAAAGAGAGUUGACAGACGCAUGAUGUUGCGAAUCAGUUGUGUAUUUUGUUAAUAAUAUGUGAUAGUUGAUCAUUAUCAUCGUUCGUGGUCGUAUGUGUACAUGUUACGUAAUGUGCUACAUGUAUCUA